UGCAAUCAUAGCAAUACGAAUGAUUCUUAUCUUCGGAUAUUUUCAUGCCAGAAAUAUCCAACUACUUCAGCAGUCUGUUUGAGUAGUAUGUGUUAAUUUGGCAAAGACGUCGUAACGUCCUAAAUUAAAUCACUUUUCAUUUGUAAUGACUUAUGUACAAAACUCAGAAUUUUUAACUGCGUAGUAAUCAGUUCUGUGCCUUGGCAAAAGGGACUCUUGAGCAGCUUUCGUGCUUCUGUUCCAGACUCAAAUGCAACAGAUUGUAUCAAGAGUGUGGAUUUUUAAGAUAGCGUAUUUCGCUUUGGUGCCAUUUUGUAACUUCAAGUGCUUAAAUACUUCAUAACUGUUUAAAUUUCAUAUCCGAAAUUUGGUGUAUUAGUGACAGUGACAAUGUGUUGGUACUUGACAGUGACAAUAUGUUGGUAAUUGACAAUGACAGUGUAUUAGUAUUGGUGACAGUGACAAAAGUAAUCUGCAUGUGCUGCUUCAGCAAUUGAAUGUUAACUGUCCUUCCAGAGACUCUUUCCACAAUCACAUCAUGACUUUGGGUGAAAUCACGGAUGAUAAAAGGGAUAUUCCACGUUUUAUCUACAUACAAGAUUUACCCGAAUCAGCUUCUCAUAAAGAUAUUAGGAAGGUUUUUGGGCAUUUCCAAAUCCCAGAAGGUGGCAUAUUUAUAAACGGUCAACAUGCAUUUGUUUCAUUGGAAACAGGAGAGGAUGUAGCCAUUGGUUUGUUCAAAUCCCAGCGUAUGUUUCAAGGAAAGAUGAUACAUUAUACCUCUGUGAGAAGAGACGAAAUGGAAAAGAUAAUUAUUAGGAACGUAAAACGUGUAUUAAAAUUCCCUUUGCCGAAUUAUUCUGGAAGAGAUUACAAAGCGGAGGUGGAUUACUUAUUAAAGCUGAAGAUCCAUAGUUGCAGAAGAAUAAGGCCGACAGCAGUCUGUAAGGUGAAAGCUGGAAGUUCUGAACCAAACAGUAUCUUUCGUCCGAAAGAAACCGUAGUUCCUCAAGAUGGCUGCGCUAAGAAUCAACAGGAAACAGCCGUUGGAAAAACAGUUUCAAGAAAAUUUCGGAAACUUAGAAGAAUUCAUCCGACGCCUGUUGUCGAGGUGGAUGAGAAGGAAUUAGAACGUAUCUUUGUGGUGGGAGAAACAGAACAUAAAGCCAUCGAAAAAGAUGAAACUGAAUGAUUCGUAAUUUGCUAUUUCUUCUUGAAUGUAAAAUGAUCUGAUAAUUGCUUAAGUGUCUGUUCGUACAUCCCCGUGGUCAAAGUAAAGGACUGAAAGUUAAAUAUCUUACCGGUGGAAGAAACUGAGGAAAUAAAGUUAUUGAAGAAGAGAGAUGAUUCACAACGUGCAAUCCUUUCUUAAAUGUGAAAUAAUUUUAUUCGUGUUUAAAUUCCGGUAACCAAAAAAAAAAAAAAAAAAGUACGGUGAUCAUGUAUAAAUUUUAAAUUAAAAGUAAUGUAUAACUAGAUAAUUUAAAAGUAAAGGUACAACGUUUAAAAUUUUUAUGUAUCAGUAACCCUUUAAUGUAUCAGUAACCUGUUUUUUCAUACUUAACAUUUAUUUGCAUUGAAAUAAAUACUUUUAUUGAUGAA
Messenger RNA from Stegodyphus dumicola, 1602 nucleotides. RefSeq lists its product as uncharacterized. Gene Ontology annotation, molecular function: nucleic acid binding. NCBI's taxonomy places the organism in Eukaryota, Metazoa, Arthropoda, Arachnida, Araneae, Eresidae. The record is from RefSeq and is a predicted model, not a curated record.